AUGAACCAGGGAGAGGGAGAGGUGGAGAGUGCAGGAGGGAGAGUGGAACAGAAGCUCCAUGAAGCGAUAGUUGAAGGGAAUACUAAAUUAGAAGCAUUCAAAGAAAUACUGAAUAAAGAUCCAAAGAUUCUUGAUAGGAUUAAGGUGGGUUGUUUCAUUCACACUCCUCUGCACGUAGCAGCAUACCACGGGCAUUUAGAAUUUGUCAAAGAAAUUCUAAAGAAAAGUCCGGGACUUGUUGAAGUGCUGGAUUCGCAACGGUGGUCUCCUCUUCACUUGGCGUCUGCUCGAGGCCACCUUGAUAUUGUACAAGCACUCGUAUUGGAGAAUCCGGAUAUGUGCACAGCUCUUGAUGGAGAUGCUAGAACCCCUCUACAUCUUGCAGCCAUGAAAGGUAACCUUGAUGUAAUGGACAAGUUGAUGAAUGUUAAGGAUGUUGCUGGUAACACCAUAUUGCAUCUAGCUGUCAGGAAUAAAAAAUGGCAGAGUUUCACAGUUAUUCCAAUUCCUUUAGCCAUUAUUGAAGUUAAUGAUGGUGAAUAUAUCAUUGAAGCUGCUGUUGUGAAAUAUUUGCUUGAGAAAAUAGAAAAAGCAGAAAAGACAGAAAACAGAAUAAAUGUAGUAAAUGCAAUAAACAAUUGUGGGUACACAGCAUAUGACAUUAUAAUGGAAAGUAAAAAUGACACGCAGGAAUUCAAAGACAUUAUAGUCACCUUUCGAAAAGUGAAAGCAGUGAAAGCAAAUCUUUCUAAAGGGGAAUGGUUGUCAAAAAAACGAGACAUAUUAAUGGUCGUGGCAUCACUUAUCGCGACAAUGGCUUUCCAAGCUGCGAUAAGUCCUCCAGGAGGUUUCUGGCAAGACAAUACAGCUGCACAUAGAGCAGGGGAAGCUAUAAUGGCUUAUAACUAUUGUUGGCUACAUAUUUUGUAA
Camellia sinensis is the source of this 930-nucleotide messenger RNA. Lineage: Eukaryota; Viridiplantae; Streptophyta; Magnoliopsida; Ericales; Theaceae. The record is from RefSeq and is a predicted model, not a curated record.